Brassica rapa (field mustard) is the source of this 2890-nucleotide messenger RNA. RefSeq names its product COP9 signalosome complex subunit 7. NCBI's taxonomy places the organism in Eukaryota, Viridiplantae, Streptophyta, Magnoliopsida, Brassicales, Brassicaceae. Gene Ontology annotation, cellular component: COP9 signalosome. The record is from RefSeq and is a predicted model, not a curated record.
UGUGCUCGCUCAGUUUGGCGGUCGUUGGGUGCGGCGUACGUCGUCAACGUCAACGCCACAUUUUAGUCAAACACACCUCCCCCAAUUGGGCUUAAUGGCCCAUCCUUUACUCACCCACUUUGUGGCCCACAGAAGCAGGCAGAGAUCAUUGGUCAGCUCGUUGACCGAGCUUCUAAAUGCAGCGGCGAGUCCAUGUGGCCUAUCUACAUCACAUCCUUCUCUUUUCGCCUUUUCCAAGAUUUUGGCUCUCCCCAGUUGCCUAGGUCUUGCUUUAGGAACGUUUGCUUGCUUGAAGGAACCACACAUUCUGUUUUCCUCGAUGUACUACGGUUGUUUGCCCAUGGCACCUGGGGUAACUACAAAUGUGCUGCCUUAUGAUAAUCUGAUGGUCGAGUUAGAUGUCACUAAUGUUCGUCAACUCGAGGACUUUCUUAAUAAUGAAUGCAUGUAUGAUGGUAUAGUCAGAGGAAAAUUGGAUCAGUUGAAAAGAUGCUUCGAGGUUCCAUUUGCUGCUGGUAGGGAUCCAAGGCCAGGAGAACUAGGGGAUAUGUUACACGCAUUGUCAAACUUGUAGUUUCUUUAAUCUAGCUUCUUCUCCCCUUUGGCUCCCAGGAUUUGUAUUUAAAAGGACUCGUACAGAGUGUUAGAAAACCUGACAAUAAUGAUAAUCCUCAUGUUCAGUUCUAUGUGAAGUGUCAUUUUCUUUUUUUUUUUUUGUGAAACUAGAGAUUAUAUUAACACUUAAACAAAGAUUACAAGUAGAGAACUCACUGUCAGAGAGUAAAACUCACUUGUUACACUAAGGGAAACUAAAGCAAUAAAAGGAUAGGUUAAACGGUUUGAAUCAUGGACAAAAACCGGAAGCUUCUUAUAAAGGGCUUCUAAGCUGAGGGAGUUUGUCCCAUAACUGUGAGCAGAGAUCAUGGCGUUUUGACUUACCAAAGUUUUCGCAAUUAGGGGCGAAGCUACAAAAGGAGAUGUCGUUGAGUGAGAUGUGGAUAUUCCUGCAUCAGUGAUGAUCCACUUUUCGAGAACCGGGUGAGAAUCACCUCUUAAAAAGAGGGACUGUUGUGAAAAGGUUCUCUCCUGAAAGGAGGAAGUGGAUGGCGAUCUCUCUCGGCCCUGGCGAUCUUUCUCGGCCCUGGCGAUCUUUCUCGGCCCUGGCGAGAGGACAUUUUCAUAAACUUAUCCUGAAAAGAUAAUUUUAAAGGACAGUGGUGGACAAGUGAAGAUGGCGAUGAAGACCGGGCCAUCAUCACACCGGUGAAGCAACAAAACAGCUUGACAAGACUUGGUGAGAAGGCAUGACAUAUGGCCAACAAAAGACUCUUGAUGCCGAUAUUACCGUAUCGGUACCAGAGAGUAUUAAUGAAACCAGAUUCAAGCAGUUCCUCACUAUACUCUGUCAUAGUAUGAAAGUGAGAGCAAAUACCGGGCUUUGUAGUCGCUGGUUGAUUGAUGAACAUUUUGAAAUCUUUCCAAGACCGAUCAAAAUCACCAAGGGACUUCAGUUGUGCUCCUCUGCUACUCUGCCUUUUGAGUGGGGACUUUGGGAAGAUUCCUUUAGAGCUAGCUACAGAGUAAGGCAGCAUUAAACAAUUCUUGCACUCGGGUGCGAAGGUUCUCUCAUGGCCCCGGCAUGAGGAGGUUUGAUUAGCCUUUUGUUGUAAGGCUAUGGGACUGCAAUCUUCAAGCAAUGGAUGACUCUGAGCUAGAUCUAGAAUGAAGCGGACAUGACUAUUUGGACAUGUCGGAGAACCCCGUUGAUGACGAAACUCGCUUGAUAUUGAUGUGAAAACACCAUCGACUGCAUUAAUAAUAAAGGACAAUCCAACUAUGCCCAAUCCGUAAGUUUCACUUGAUGGCAUUUCCUUCUUCAAGUCCACAGCAUAAUUACAUAGAUGAGAGCACGAGAGCAGUGGAUAUAGCAUGUUUAAGACCUGUUGGAUGUGGCUAGUGAUGGCGAAAGGAGCGAAAUGAGACCUCUCCUGAAAUGAAAUGGACAUUAAAGAGCUUGACUCGUCCACACCAGUUAACAGUAGGAUAGGCUUGACUCCAAUUUCAGAAGGAACCUGUCUUAAUUCCCAGCAAAACCUGAAGUGUCAUUUUCUCAUGAAACAGUUUCUGCCUUGCUUUAAUUUUUGAAACUGUUUAUGUGUAGGUUGAACACAUCAGAAAAUCUUCUAUGUUCAUUUCAAGACAAGUUAAAAUGGGCGGACAAUAUGGGUGAAAUGGAAAAAAACAUCGCAAGGAAGCAGAAGAAGGAGUGGAAGAAGUGAAGAGGUCUCCGUCCAUGAAGGUCUCUAAAUAUAUAAUGUAACUAAUUAGUCUUUAGUUAGACUCAGUAUUAAUAACCCUGAGUUAGAGUCCGAGUAGCUUUUCUGUCUGAUAUUUUCAGAUAAAUAUAAAGUGGGUUUUAUCGAGAGUACAUGCUACGUAUUAUGAAGUUUUAUAAACAAAAACAAUGUGGUAAAUUUUAGACACGUGUUAGAGAAUGGACUAAAAUUUGGUGCACUUAUCCUUGUUACGACUACAGUGAACUGGUUCGUGUAGAAAGAACAAAAAAUUGGAAAAUUCUCGAAGUUAGAUUGGGAAGGGUGGUACUGAGGUAGUUAACACACCAAUACGGACCCGGGUUCGAAUACCCCCUGUGGCCACGGAAUGCUUUACGCCCUCCCCAAGUUUAAAGUUAUCGCGGCGUUGGUGCUGGGUUCUUGGGUAAUGGGUAUUAGUGCCGGCUGGUUCCGGGCCAGGGGGAUUAGAUGGUUGGCAAUCGGAAACCAUGUGCGGAUUACGGGCCUUUGGGCAAACGGAAACCACGUGCGGAUUACGGGUCACCUUUGAACCUCCUGUUAAAAAAAAAAAAAAAAAAAAAAAAAAAAAAAAAAAA